Adineta steineri is the source of this 1530-nucleotide messenger RNA. The record is from the annotation of a GenBank genome assembly. NCBI's taxonomy places the organism in Eukaryota, Metazoa, Rotifera, Eurotatoria, Adinetida, Adinetidae.
AUGUCUACGAUCAUUCCCAAUGAUAAAAUAACAGUGAACGAUAAAGGAAAAUGGCGUCGUCGCCAUUCAAUUGUUCGUGAAUUCAGUUUAAAUACAUCGACUCAUGGAAUUCCGGGUAUUGCUCGAAGUGAAAGUAUACAUAAUCGUGUAUUUUGGUCGAUUUCUUUCAUUGGCUUUGCUGCUAUUAUGGUCUAUUUUAUUGUUAAAGCAAUUUCAGCCUAUUUCGGUUAUCCAACACAGUUUAAUCUAGAUGUUGUCAGCGAAUGGCCACAAUAUUUUCCAGCAGUCACUAUUUGUAAUAGUUCACCACUUCGUUUUGAUAAAUUCAUUGAACCAUUUUUAAAUUAUACAAAUUCACUUAAUUUGACUAAUUCGAAUGAUACCAGUACAUUGUCAUCAAUUCAAGCAACGUAUGUUUCAGAUUUUCUAAUUGAUAAAAUCAACAAAAAUGAAUCAUUGGAAUCAAUGUUUUAUUCUCUUUCUUCAAUGCUCUACAAAUGUACUUACAAUGGUUUGCCAUGUUCAACAGCUGAUUUUAUUUCAUUUACUACAGCAUCUUACGGUCGUUGUUAUACAUUCAAUGCUAAAAUGAUCAAUAGCAACGGCGAUAAUCUACGUUAUGGAAAUGAUAAUGCUGGUAACGGAAUACUUGAAUUAGAAUUUUAUAUACAUAGUCAUCAAUAUGUGCCGUAUUUUACAACUGGUAUUGGUAUGGUAAGUGUCGUACAUGAUAAUACUGAAAUUCCGCGAGUCGAUGCAGAAGGCAUUGAACUCACACCAGGACGAAAACAUAAGUUGGCCUAUAAGAAAAAACAAACUUUUUUAUUACCUUCACCUUACACAGAAUGUACUGACAAAGUUUCUUUCGGCAUGCAAACCAUGUUAACACAUUAUGAUGGCGCUGAUUAUGGCAAUGUUGAGUUCAUAUGUUUUCAAGUUUGUGGACAGGUGUAUGCAAAAUGUUUUUGUUGUAGUUAUGAACAAUGUGGUUGUAUCGAUCCUACUCUAUGGAAUACGCAGUCACUUGUAUUACCAAGUACAAACAAAAGUAUUUUUGCGCCUCUUUGCAAGUCCACUGAUAUCUGUUAUACUCAAUCAUUUAACACACUUUUGAAUUCGUACGAUAUUCAAGACAUAUAUUGCACUGAUUGUUCACAACAAUGUACAGUGAUCGAUUUUUUUAUUCAAACAUCAUCAUUAGCAGUAGCAUUCGAGUGGGAAAUGAAUGGGAUUAAAGCAUUUGUAGAAAAUUCUUCAAUUCCAUUACCAUCCGAUUGGUCAACAACAUGGCGUACAUAUAUUCCAGAAAAUUAUUUGGUCCUUAGAGUCGUACGCGAUACAAAUUUAAUCGAAAACUAUACACAAACAGCACAACUUAGUGUAGUAGAUGUUCUUUCAAAUAUUGGUGGUCAAACAGGUCUAUGGAUUGGUAUUAGUUUUCUUUCAUUAAUGGAAUUCAUUGAAAUGUUAUACCGACUCGUUCGAUACCAAUGUCAUUUGAUUCAAGUGGCAAUACAAAGAAGACAAUAA